AUGACAAUCGUCACAUACAUCUCACCGUCCAAACGGAAAAACUCGAGUAGCAGUAGCUCAGCUACUGAAAAAUACAGUGUCUCGGGCUGGAACACAACUCCUUCUUCGCCUUCCUUAGAGACAAGUAUUAUUAAGCAGAAUCGCCGUAUCACUGCGGACGUAAAACUAUGCACUCUCUCAAUCGAGAUUGCGGAACAAAUGCGACAGUUCCUUAUAUCAUUACGACAGUGCUCACUCUACGUCUACCACAAUCUUAAAAAACGGUCUCUGGUUAUUGAUCUCAAUGAACAGGGAAACGCGGUGCAAGACAAAGAAGAAAUAGGGGGUGGCACUUUCGAUGUGAUUCAGCAGGCCAGUGUAAUUGUCAUCGACCAGUCGAUACUUAACACACAAACAUUCUUUGAACCACUUAUACAACACGCAUUUCAAAUCAAGAAACAGCUAAUCGUUGUUGUCCCUCAUGCGAAAAACAUGUACGAUAUGCUAUCCCUUCCCGAAAUCCAUGCACAUGUUGUCGCGUAUAGAAAUCGAAACAGCGAUUCUUAUGUUAUCAGAAAAUACGACCCAGACUUAAAUCUGGCCGAGGUAACUGGCCUCUGGGAUAUGGUGUUCGGCUCCAAUUGGCCGCUGAGUGACGACAAGAUUGAAAAGCUGCUGCACAUGGCUAAGCAACCUAGACAUUGGGUAGCCAUAGAUUACCGAACGGGUACAAUGGUUGGCUUUGUCGCAACCCAGAUUUUUGAAUGGGGCUCAUCCAAGAAAGGCGAACUGAUGCUCUUAAUGACCAAUCCAAACUAUGAGAACUAUGGCAUUGGGACCCAUUUGCAUAACCUCGCACUCAAUCAUUUGAAGAGAGAAUCAUGCAACGAGCCAUUUGAAGCACGUUUGCAGCGCGAGAAAAUCUGGUUUGGACGUAUCAAACCGAGCCAAUUUCCGGAGCUACAUGCAUUACAAAAACGCUUUCCACUUUGGUGCGAAACAUACGAGCAUCAGGCCGAUCUCGGUGGUUAUCAAGAUUUCCUAGUGGCACGCCAGGAUAACGAGAAUGGUCGAAUUUUGGGCAGUGUCAUUUUGCACACGACUCACACCUCCCAUGAUGACCGUAGUCACCUGGUUUGGACCGACAAGAAGCUAUUUACCGAGGCCAGCGGUGGUGUAACACGCGUCAGCGUUGCUGAAGAAGAACGUCGUAGAGGUAUUGGAACCGGUUUGAUGAUCAAGGCCAAUCAGAUUCUAAGACGACGUGGCGUCAAAAUUCGUAUGUGGACUGGGUUGACCUAG
Messenger RNA from Zychaea mexicana, 1281 nucleotides. RefSeq lists its product as uncharacterized. Bases 1 to 1281 code for a protein of 426 amino acids. NCBI's taxonomy places the organism in Eukaryota, Fungi, Mucoromycota, Mucoromycetes, Mucorales, Lichtheimiaceae. The transcript has 4 exons. Gene Ontology annotation, molecular function: acyltransferase activity, transferring groups other than amino-acyl groups. The record is from RefSeq and is a predicted model, not a curated record.